Messenger RNA from Ruditapes philippinarum (Manila clam), 693 nucleotides. RefSeq names its product heat shock 70 kDa protein 12B-like. NCBI's taxonomy places the organism in Eukaryota, Metazoa, Mollusca, Bivalvia, Venerida, Veneridae. Bases 1 to 693 code for a protein of 230 amino acids. The record is from RefSeq and is a predicted model, not a curated record. The transcript has a single exon.
AUGAAAAUUUCUAACAAGGUCUUUGUUCAACUAUUCGACAAGUCUGUGACAAAGACGAUUGGUCAUCUGAAGUCAGUGCUAUCCGACGGCUCACUGCAAGAUGUGAGAGUUUUACUGAUGGUUGGUGGUUAUUCUGAAUCGCCCAUAUUGCAAGAUGCAGUAACAGAAGCAUUUCCUGGUAUUAAAGUCGUAAUACCUGUGGGCGCUUCAUCAGUCGUUUUAAGAGGUGCUCUAAUAUAUGGACACAAUCCUACGUCAGUAAGUGAGAGGAUUCUCAAGUAUACCUACGGCAUUAAUUACGCACCUCGUUUUAUAGAGGGAGUUCACCUAGAGAGCAAACGAUUUGAAACACCAGACCAUUGUAUUAGAUGUGAUCAUGUCUUCGGCAAAUUUGUUACAACGGGACAAACCGUGAAAACGGGCGAAACACAAAAAACAAGGAGAUAUGGUACAUUUAACCAGACUAAUGUGUUGGUUAAAAUCUAUGCUUCAGAGAGAGAAGACCCCGUUUACUGUGAUGAUGAUGGAUGCCUUGAGAUAGGAAAACUAAUGAUAGAGUUUGAUGAUGAAAAUAAUAAAAGUAUGAGAGAAGUUUCCCUGUCUAUGUUGUUUGGUGGGACGGAAAUCACUGUUGAAUUGGAAGACAAAUGUACUGGUAAGAAGAAAAUAACCUCUGUUGAUUUUCUUGGGUAA